Suillus subalutaceus is the source of this 777-nucleotide messenger RNA. RefSeq lists its product as uncharacterized. The transcript is spliced from 4 exons. The coding region runs from base 263 to 595 and encodes 110 amino acids. Lineage: Eukaryota; Fungi; Basidiomycota; Agaricomycetes; Boletales; Suillaceae. The record is from RefSeq and is a predicted model, not a curated record.
GCGUGAGUGUGUUGAUGCUCUGUCGAGCUCGAGCCUCGCUGACCGAAACGCGUCCCUGAUCCCUUGACAGUCUUACGCAAGUAGAUUUAUCCUCGACCAUUUCUACCUUUUGAUCGUGAUUCAUCAGCGUUACCCUCCCCGAAGAUGAGGAGAUGUGGUCCAUGCUACGAUUUUCGGCAUGUCCCAUUGCUCACAGCUCAUCCACAUAAUUCUCAUCUCAAAGGUCUACUAGCCCUUUGGGUCAUCAACCUUGGACAAAACUAUGCAGCUUGGAUCUGCUGCUGUUAUAAUCUUCGAAAACACAUUUUGUCUUUGGGAACAGCGACGACAGCAUAGACUUUUGGAUCAGCAACACCCUCUUGAGCUGGAGUCUGUUCGUCCUGUUCGCGUUGCUCUUCAGCAGUACAUAGCGUCUCCCAAUGCAGCUGCUGUCAGGGAAGCUCUGAGCUCUGCCGUCCACACAUAUGAAGCAGGCUUCUCUCAGUGGAUACCAGGGUCGACCAAAAGCUCUCAGAAGAAAGCAGAGUUAAUCAAUACAAUCAUUGAAGUUGUUUUACAACACCGCCUGCCAAUACCUGAAGUCCAAGCAAUAUGACGAUAUUGAGCUCAGCGGAUUGCGGUUUCUUGGUUGGCUGAUGGCAUGUCCGUGAAGGUGGUCAAGGAGGUAGAACUGUAUGAAACUGUUGAAGGGGGUCUCUUCAAUGUAAUAAGUAAUAUCGUGUCUGGGAGUUUUGCCAAUUUUGCCAGUGCACCAAAUGCCAGUCGUGCUCACUUUUA